AUGGCCCAUCAUGUCGGGUCCCUAGUGCUGCUUGCACAUGGUGACCAAGUCCACUUCGAAUCCAAGAAGCGAGUUGUCGGUGUCCUUCCCGUGCAAUUUGAUCGCCCUGAUCGAGGCCUAAUGAGUGUGCGGCAGCAGUAUUUGCCAUUCAAUUGCGAUCUUUGGGAUCUUGUCGCCGCUUUGUUUGCACGCUGCGGAAGUAGCCGUGAAAUGAAAUGUGAGACAAAGUUCUGCGAACACAUGAUGUUUACUAGGAAACUCUUCAUGAACCAGAUCAAAUGCGUCGGAGUCGAGGGUCGUGGACUUGGACUUAGGCUUGGAUCGCUCACUGGCCUAAUACGACGUGGUAACUGCUGGUAUGCUCAGGAAACACCCGAAAAUCCUGGCAGGGUUGUCACAGCGCGAGAGAAUGACUGGGAAGCCUACAAGCUUAAAAGCCAAACAGAAAACGCUAUCAGACAUGCCGCAAAUCAGCCGGAGCUUAGAAGGCUCAGACCCAGGCGGGGGAUCGCGGUCGCGACAAAACAUAUGAAUGUUGAUGAUGAUCUGGUGGAGACGGUGAACGUUAAUCUUGAACCUUCUCCUUCGUUGCAUGCCACUACUACUGGGGCAAGAGUCAAGACUACUCCCCGGAGCGCGACCUAUGAGCUCAAUCUCAUUGACCCUAAAUUACACACAAGAACAUGUCUCCUCCAGUCUCAGAACAUACGUGCGGCGUGCCCUGAAAGAGGAACAUCGCGUCUAGGUUUCGGCUUAUUAUCUAUGAACUCAGCAGCAUCGGAGCCAUCUCAGAACAUUUAUACCCUGGAGAGGAACAUCGUGUCUUGUGUCUGCUUUACAAUUGCAUUCGACGGCAAUCUGGACUGCUUCAAGAUCUAUGAACUUGGCGCCGCCAAGGUCCUAGGAACGAUCACUUUUCGCAAGCAAGGUUCAACUUGA
Suillus clintonianus is the source of this 939-nucleotide messenger RNA. RefSeq lists its product as uncharacterized. The transcript is spliced from 9 exons. NCBI's taxonomy places the organism in Eukaryota, Fungi, Basidiomycota, Agaricomycetes, Boletales, Suillaceae. The record is from RefSeq and is a predicted model, not a curated record. The coding region runs from base 1 to 939 and encodes 312 amino acids.